This is a messenger RNA of Mangifera indica (mango), 2140 nucleotides long. Its product is annotated as protein SOSEKI 3. NCBI's taxonomy places the organism in Eukaryota, Viridiplantae, Streptophyta, Magnoliopsida, Sapindales, Anacardiaceae. The record is from RefSeq and is a predicted model, not a curated record. The transcript is spliced from 7 exons. The coding region runs from base 315 to 1949 and encodes 544 amino acids.
UCAUUCCGUCGUUUUCUUCUCUAGUCACCGUCAGUCAGUCGCUCACUCACUUAUCGCCUUUCACAUUUCAUCACUGUUAACUCAGUCACAACACGUGACCAACAGUCUACUCACACUUCAAACACAAGCCUUAAGUGCUCCUACUCUCCUCACCCUUUUCUAAUUUUCUUCUUCUUCUUCUUCGCACAACUCCACAUACUGCAUAGAGACACACUCUCUCUCUCUCCGUCUCGUUUAUGCAGUUAUGGUUGGUUUGAGCAGAUUAGGAUUCGAGCGAGAAUCCGAGUGUUCAGCGGUGCGUUUUGGAGGGUGAAAUGGACGGAAGAAUGAAAAAGUAUCGGCAAGUGAGUCCGGAGAGAGCUAAAGUGUGGAGGGAGAAAUCGCCAAACUAUCAUCAGUUAAGUCGGAAAUUGGCAGUUGUGUACUAUCUAUGUAGGAAUCGUCAGCUUGAACAUCCUCACUUCAUUGAAGUUCCGUUAUCGUCACCGGACGGUCUCUACUUGAGAGAUGUGAUUGGUAGGCUCAAUGUUCUCAGAGGCAGAGGCAUGGCUUCUAUGUAUUCGUGGUCUUGUAAGAGGAGCUACAAGAAUGGAUUUGUGUGGCAUGAUCUCUGUGAGGAUGAUCGAAUUCUACCUGCCCAUGGAAAUGAAUAUGUUCUUAAAGGUUCUGAGCUCUUUGAUGAAUCUAAUUCAGUUCGUCUCAGUCCUGUUGGGAACAGCAAAAUUGAGAGCUUGAAACUUUUAUCACUACCAGAACCAGUCUCUUCUAGAAGCCAAGAUAAUUCUUCAUCAUCUUCAAGUAUGAUUGGGAAGGGAGCUAAGCGUUUCCAAGACGAUGACCUUUCUCCUCCAGUUCAGCGUCCUGGCUCUUCUGAUGUGUCACCGGAGUCUACAGUUGAAAAGAAUUCUUCUUGGGGUGGUUCUCUAAGCUUGACUGAAUAUAAAGUUUAUAAGACUGAUGGAUCAGCAGAUGCUUCUACACAGACUGAGGAAAAUGUGAGGAUACCUAAAACAAGAGAAACCUGUACUAGGGGUGUUUCUACUGAUGAUAGGUCUAUAGAAUCUGCUUACAAUGGAAAUUAUCAAAACCAGGUUCCAUGUGUGAAAGAGAAUUCUGGGAUAUGUGGGCAUUCAGUCUCAGUUUCAGUUUCACCUCCAUCUUCUUGUAGUGUAUCUUCCUCCGGUGGGAAGACCGAAACUUUGGAAUCCUUGAUUAGAGCUGAUGUUAAUAAAAUUAACAGUUUCAGGAUUCUUGAAGAGGAAGAAAUUCGAAUGCCAACCAAUGCAAGACUCAAGGCUACAAAUAUGUUGAUGCAAUUGAUCUCAUGCGGGUCAAUAUCGGUAAAAGAUCAUAGUUUUGGCCUAAUUCCAACCUAUAGGCCAAGGUUUUCCCACUCUAAGUUUCCCUCCCCGUUGUUCUCUACUUCGAUAAUGUUGGGAGAGCUUGAUUGCUUGUCUGAGAAUCCAAGGUUGAUGAGCCUGAGACUGGAAGACAAAGAAUAUUUUAGUGGGAGUUUGAUUGAGACGAAAAUGCCUAAGGAAGAAGGAGAUGAACAUAAUGCUUUGAAGCGGUCUUCCUCCUACAAUGCUGACAGGACUUCAAAGCAGUUGGAUUUGGUUGAGGAGUCAGAUUCUGGACAUUCGAAGUGCAUACCUCGCUCAAUCAAGGCCUCACUAGGCAAGCAACCACGAAGCGAUUCAAGGAAAUCCCCUGUUUCCGACAAACCAAGAAAUUCCUCUGAUAGGGUUGAGAGUAUACCAAGUACCUCAGCCAAUGGUAACAGUAAAAGAAUAAUUGAAUCUGUUUCAGGUAAAAAACCAUCAAACCGGCUGGAUUCAUUCAGAGAAGAGAAGGAUAAGUUGUUCAAAAUUGAAGAAAGACUUGCUUCAGGAGCUCGGGUUAUAAUUCAAUCCCAAGUGCCCAACGAUGCCAUUGUCAGCUGCUCAUAAAGAUAAUUUUGAAGGUCUAGCAACGGAUAGAUCCUUUUUGUAAAAGCCUGUCAUUGUAUAAAACUUAAUAGUUUGGUUUGAAUUCCAAGUGAUGUAGGAUUUUAUGGCAGGUCCAUUUCAUAUGACCACUUUGUAUAUUGGAAAUGUGAAAAAGAAAAGAGAUAAAAGGUAAAAUUCUCUUAUUUGCCGAA